AUGGAGAAAUACGAGCUAGUGAAAGAUUUAGGAGCUGGUAACUUCGGGGUGGCAAGGCUCUUGCGCCACAGAGAAACCAGAGAGCUUGUUGCCAUGAAAUACAUGGAGCGAGGUCUCAAGAUAGACGAGAAUGUGGCCAGGGAGAUCAUCAAUCACAGAUCGCUUAGGCACCCCAAUAUCAUUCUCUUCAAGGAGGUUGUUCUGACUCCAACCCACUUGGCAAUUGUGAUGGAGUAUGCUGCUGGCGGGGAGCUCUUUGAGUGGUUUUGCAGUGCGGGCAGAUUCAGUGAAGAUGAGGCUAGAUACUUCUUUCAACAACUGAUCUCUGGUGUUGAUUUCUGCCACUUCAUGCAAAUCUGCCACAGAGAUUUGAAGCUGGAAAACACACUUCUAAAUGGAAGCCCUGCACGUCGUUUGAAGAUUUGUGAUUUUGGAUAUUCAAAGUCAUCUUUGCUGCACUCAAGGCCCAAAUCGAUAGUGGGAACUCCAGCAUACAUAGCGCCGGAGGUUCUAUCCCGCAGAGAAUUAGACGGCAAGUUGGCAGAUGUGUGGUCUUGUGGGGUUACUCUCUAUGUUAUGCUUGUUGGAGCAUACCCUUUUGAAGACCAAAAUGACCCCAAGAACUUCUGCAAAACAAUCCAAAAAAUAAUGGUUGUUCAUUACAAGAUCCCCGACUAUGUGCACAUAUCUAAAGAGUGCAGACACCUGCUGUCUCGCAUAUUUGUAGCAAACCCACUGAAGAGAAUCCCCAUAAAGGAUAUUAAAAACCAUCCCUGGUUCUUGAAGAACUUGCCAAAAGAGAUGUCCGAGUCAGCUCAGUCCAUGUACUACAAGAGAGGGGAUGACCCGAAGUUCCGUGUUCAAAGCGUGGAGGACAUUAUGAAAAUCGUGACUGAGGCGCGGCAGAAGCCUACAUCGACGACUCCUGUCAAGGGCUUCGAGUGGGGCGGAGAGGAAGAGGAAGACAUUCAUGGAGAGGUAGAGGAAGAGGAAGAGGAAGAAGAAGAGGAUGAAUAUGACAAAAGAGUAAAGGAAGUUCAUGCUAGUGGGGAGUUUCAAAUCAAGUGA
Linum trigynum is the source of this 1068-nucleotide messenger RNA. The record is from the annotation of a GenBank genome assembly. Lineage: Eukaryota; Viridiplantae; Streptophyta; Magnoliopsida; Malpighiales; Linaceae.